Molecule: messenger RNA, 117 nt
Organism: Brugia malayi
Lineage: Eukaryota; Metazoa; Nematoda; Chromadorea; Rhabditida; Onchocercidae
Exons: 2
Coding region: 1-117 (38 amino acids)
Source: RefSeq, a predicted model, not a curated record
AUGUUUUUAGCACUAUAUCAGAUCGCGCCUACUGCAUAUGCUACUGGGUCUUUUGCGAGAAAAUUGAAUUCAAAUUUGAUGAAAUGCAUACAUCGAAAUAUUGAAUCAAAUGUAUAA